UAAUGUUGUGACUGUGGAGUUUACCCAGGAGAAGUGGCAGCAGAUGAGCCCUGCUCAAAGGACCCUGUACAGAGAUGUGAUGCUGGAGAACUACAGCCACCUUGUGUCAUCGGGAUAUUGUUUUAUAAAACCAGAGGUAAUUGUCAAGUUGGAGCAAGGAAAAGAUCCAUUGUUUUUAGAGGAAGAAUUUCUAAGCAAGAGCCAUGCAGGUGUCAACUUGCCUGGACCGUGGGGUUCCCUGAUUAAACAUUACCCUGGAUCCGGCGUUUACAAUCCCACCAGCAGGUGGCACUGAGGCACCACCGCAUCUCACGAGCCUGAGCCUCCAGUGGUGCUGUUCCUGUAGCUGCCAGAUGGUGAGGAGCCCAAUGGUUUGGGCCAAUUUCUGCGGAGGUGUAAGGCUUACCCAGCAUCAAGGGGGCUGAUCCCAGUUUAAGAGAAGUGAUGAUUCAGUAAAUUGUUGCAGACGAUCCAGAAAAUACCUGAGAGAUUUUAAGAGGGUUACCAAACACAGCUGAACAUGUCCAGAGAUGGCUGACGUAAGAAAACUUCCUGGUCUCCUUUAGAAAUCUAUCAUUUGGGCAAAAACACCUUAGGUAGUGCCCGGUGUUUU
This is a messenger RNA of Phacochoerus africanus (Common warthog), 613 nucleotides long. Its product is annotated as zinc finger protein 37A-like. The transcript has 4 exons. The record is from RefSeq and is a predicted model, not a curated record. Gene Ontology annotation, biological process: regulation of DNA-templated transcription. The coding region runs from base 44 to 295 and encodes 83 amino acids. NCBI's taxonomy places the organism in Eukaryota, Metazoa, Chordata, Mammalia, Artiodactyla, Suidae.